Messenger RNA from Suricata suricatta (meerkat), 1913 nucleotides. RefSeq lists its product as uncharacterized. Bases 1 to 663 code for a protein of 220 amino acids. The record is from RefSeq and is a predicted model, not a curated record. NCBI's taxonomy places the organism in Eukaryota, Metazoa, Chordata, Mammalia, Carnivora, Herpestidae. The transcript is spliced from 4 exons.
AUGACCUGGAUCAGGGUGAGGGGAGGGGCCUCCGGCCUGCCGCAGCCUGUGCCAUGCGCGCUGCCGUGUGGCCCUGGCCACUCUUGUGGGGUGCGGCCUGCGGGCGCCGGGCUCUCCGUGGCUGUCCCAGCAAGGCUGUGUCCCGGCUCUAGCGGCUCAAGAGCUGAGCCCCUCUACUGUGAGCUGUAUCCUUCCACCAGAAGCUGCCGCAGCCGGUGUGUGUCCUUCCUUAUUACAGCUCAGCAGCCCGGGACUGAAGGUGCCUGUGACCCUGGAACAAGGGCUGCAAGUGCAGGUGGGAGGGCAGAAGAUGAACAGGUCCCAGGUGGCCUGCCCCUGUCCCUGGCUGGGGUCACACUCCGGACCUUCUCCACAUUCUUGGCCGCCACAGUCCCGGUGACCCUGGGCCUCUCCGUGGCCUUUCACAAAUCCUGUGCCUUCUGGGUGGUAGGGCCAGAGAUCUAUACUAGCACCAUCCGUGGCUUCAGUGGGGACUGUCACAUGGGUAUUUUGAAUGAUUUUGGUGACUUCCUGGGCAUAUGCUUUUCUGAUGCCCACGGCUCAACCAUAGGCCUAGCCCCCGCACCUGCUGGGCAUGGCAGCCCAGUACUGGACCCCCUGCAGACUGCUGGGAACCCACAACAGGUCCUACAGGGCCUCUAGUCCACAUGGAGGACUGUGUCCAUGACCUCUAUGCCCCAGGGGGCUUGCAAGAGACUGUGUGCGCGGAGCCAUGCCCAGGAAUGCCCCCCUGUGCCACCCUGAAGAUCCCUGUUGGCCUACGGUGAGUGAUAUCAUCACAGGGGUCUUUCUGAGCCUGAUCCCACUGGCUGGGAUAUCCAGGAUGUCUUCCCAGGUCAGUGCCAUCCAGGUGGAGUCACUGCAUGCCCUCUGGAUAACUGCGCCCCUUAGGACCCUCCCCUCUUAAAAUGCUCCAGUCACAAUGACAGAUGGCACUGAGCACUAUCAAGUCAGCCAGGAUAGUCUAGGUCACGCUGCAGUCACAAACUGACCUGACAUCUCCAUGGCCCAGCCUGGCCAAAGAUUAUUGUCUCUCCUACAGUAUUCAGGGCACCGUUCAAGUUCACUUCCAUCCUGUGGUACCACCCCACCCUUCAGCCCUUCACCUUGGAAGUCACACUCACAGCUCACAGUACUUUGGCCAGAGCUAGUCACGGUCCCACCUUUCUGCAUGGGGCUGGGACAGAGAAGCACAUGGGCAUUUAGUGGCUAUAAGUGAGUCUACCAUAUGCAUUAGCUCAUUCAAUCCCCAUAACCACCAGCCAAGGGACUUGUUUCAUGGGUGAGAAAACUGAGGUACCAGGACGUCAAGGAGCUGGUGCAAGACCGCUCAGAGUCAGCAGGAUGUGCAUUGUGUUGAUUCCUGCUGGCUUGUGGAUGAGGCACAAGCCCUUGGCUGAGUACCCAGGGCUCACGUAGACUGGCGCCCACUCCUGUCAGCUGCUCUGGACCUACACUCUGGGAUCCUGAAGUGCAUAGAACUCCCACCCUCUCCAGACAAUUUGCUGCUGCUUGUCGCUCCUUCAAGUCUCAGAAACUACAUGCCAGUGGGGCCAGGCAGGCAAAUGGCUGACACAGGCUGGGGGAAGCUGGGAUGUGUCCUGUCUGAGGGCAUCGGCAUCGCUUUCCGGAUAAUUCUCGCCAAGUGGGAAUGUCGGUUCAGUGGAGUAUGAUAUCCUUAUUCCAAAUCACUCGGUAGUGACUUUGUGUGACUUUGGGCAAGUCACUUAACGUCUCUGGACCUCAGUUUCCUUAUCUAUAAAAGGGGUGAUGAAAGUCUCCAUCUCAUGAAAUCGUUGUGAGGUAUAAACAAGAUGGUAUGUGAAAAGCAAGCUCCUGGUAAUCGCUCACUUUUUAAAAAUAUUUUUAUAAUGUUUUUUAUUCAUUUUUGA